Molecule: messenger RNA, 243 nt
Organism: Protopolystoma xenopodis
Lineage: Eukaryota; Metazoa; Platyhelminthes; Monogenea; Polystomatidea; Polystomatidae
Source: the annotation of a GenBank genome assembly
AUGCCUACAAAUUGCCGUUUGCCAAUAGUCCAAACUGACGAUGGCGCAGGUCGAGAUUUCACAAAGUGCCAAGAUGUGGUAAGAAAUGUCUACGGAAAAACAUUGUCCUUCGUCUCUUUCGCCAUGCGGGAAUUGGUUUUCCAAGCCGUCCAUGAGUUAGCACAUCCAGGUCUACGUGCGCCCAGGAAACUAAUCACAGGCUGCCUUGUCUGGCCAGGAAUGCAAGCAGACAUCGGAAACUGA